AUGAGGGACAAGGGCGGAUCCCAAGGAUUGGCGUUGAACAAGAACAAUAAGAUUGAGUCUGAUGGGCCGAGGAGCCCGAUCCCCGGCAUCAGCAGUGGGCGUCUGGCCGCCGUGCGUUCACGAUUGAGGAGUCGGGAGGUGACGGAAAGAAAACAGGUGGGAGAUGCUGAGAGCAUGAUUAACGAGGAGCCCAGUGUGGUACAGCCAGGGGGAGCCAGUCAGUGGCUGGAAUGA
Messenger RNA from Fonsecaea pedrosoi CBS 271.37, 234 nucleotides. RefSeq lists its product as uncharacterized. NCBI's taxonomy places the organism in Eukaryota, Fungi, Ascomycota, Eurotiomycetes, Chaetothyriales, Herpotrichiellaceae. The record is from RefSeq and is a predicted model, not a curated record. The coding region runs from base 1 to 234 and encodes 77 amino acids. The transcript has a single exon.